Messenger RNA from Cydia fagiglandana, 3927 nucleotides. RefSeq names its product protein AF-10 (gene Alh). Gene Ontology annotation, biological process: regulation of transcription by RNA polymerase II. NCBI's taxonomy places the organism in Eukaryota, Metazoa, Arthropoda, Insecta, Lepidoptera, Tortricidae. Gene Ontology annotation, cellular component: nucleus. The transcript is spliced from 24 exons. Gene Ontology annotation, molecular function: nucleosome binding; histone binding. The record is from RefSeq and is a predicted model, not a curated record. The coding region runs from base 264 to 2819 and encodes 851 amino acids.
AAACACGACAUUUGAUGGUUAUCUGUGGUUUGCAUCCAAAACAAAAUGCACUUUUUUACCUAUGCUACUUCGCUUUGCUUGUAUUAAAUGGCUGCGAGUGUACAGAAUCUAAUCUUAAUUACUGCUUAAAAGUAAUAAAUGUAAUCACUUAUUAUUCAGCGUCCAGAAAACAUUAUUGUAUGUGUUUCGAUUGUGUGUCAUUAUGACUUCAUUUUAUCAUUAUUGCUAGGAGCAGAUUUUGAAAUAAUAAUGCGGAGUUCAAUAUGAAGGAGAUGGUAGGAGGAUGCUGUGUGUGCUCGGACGAGCGUGGUUGGCCGGACAACCCGCUGGUCUACUGCGACGGGAACGGAUGCACAGUUGCAGUUCAUCAAGCCUGCUACGGUAUAGUGACAGUGCCAACUGGCCCAUGGUACUGUAGAAAAUGCGAGAGUCCAGAAACCAAAGGGAAAGUGCGAUGCGAGCUGUGUCCUUCUAAAUCUGGUGCUCUCAAACGAGCCGAUACUGGAGGCUGGGCUCAUGUUGUCUGUGCACUUUACAUACCCGAGGUCCGAUUCGGCAAUGUCACGUCUAUGGAGCCAAUUGUUUUAAGACUGAUUCCGCCCGAGAGAUACAAUAAGAAUUGCUAUAUUUGUCAAGAAUCUGGAAAAACUCAUAGAGCUACUGCUGGCGCGUGUAUGCAGUGUAACAAAUCUGGGUGCAAACAGCAGUUCCACGUGACUUGCGCUCAGAGCCUGGGUCUGCUCUGCGAGGAGGCCGGCAACUACCUGGACAACGUCAAAUAUUGUGGCUACUGCCAACACCAUUACAGUAAACUGAAAAAGGGCGGAAACGUGAAGACCAUCCCUCCGUACAAGCCAGUGUCGCAUGACAGCCCGUCCAGUGACUCCAGCUGUGAGAAGGAGGGCGACGCCUCGCCCAUGGCUAGCGGGAGCGGGACCCCUACACAUGCUGCUAAGCCCAAGGGGCCUGGUCGAAAAUCAGGUGGUGUCUCGGGAAAGAACACUCCUAAUUCAUCGAAGACUCCUACAAACACUCCACAGCCUACAGACAAGAAGAAGCCAUCGCCGUCGCGCCGCGGGUCUUCGGCGACGGAAGGCGGGUCGGGCAGCAAGGCCAGCACGCCGGCGCCGUCACCGCAGCAUCCGGCCUCCGACGCUCCCCAACCCCUUAACAAACCACCUGGUGGGUCUACUCCCGGCAGCACCCCUAAAGCGAGUCUGCCGGCAACCUCCCCCAGUUCCAAGUCUACGGAAGCAGUCGGGGUGAUCAGCUCGGUGGCGUCUGCUACCUCGGUCCCUUUGCCAGCUAUAACAGCAACUCCUCCCAGUUUGUCGGCGAGCACGCCCCCAGGGCAAGCGCCCUUGAAGCCCCUAUACCAGGAGUCCGUGAUCACGAAUACGGACACCGCGGACACGAAGCAGACCAAGAAGCGCAAGGCGGUGACCGCGGCCGGCACGCCCACGCCGCUCGACUACGCGCCCACGCCGCCUCCCACGGGGGUAUCGGACAUGAACUCACAAAGUUGCAGUAGUAUGUGGGAAGGGCAGCUAUCUAACGACGUGCAAAUGGACAACGCAGAGAAAAUCAUCAAGAAGGCUAAGACGGAAGGAGCGGAGAACUUGGGCGUGUCCCACUUUUCGAGCGUGAGCGCCGCGCCGCCGCCGCCACCGCCGCCGCCCGCACACAGUCCCGCAGCGCAGCCUAGCCCCAGACAUUUACCCAGUCCCAUGCCUGGCCCCAGCGGCGCUAACCAGGCGGUGACCAACAUAAGGUCCCCUUCCCAUCCACAGGUAACAGCACCACCAGAGAUGUCGGCACCUUCGCCUCAUAUAUUCCAUCAACCCCAAAAACAGACCGCCAUGGAGCCGGGGAUGAGCCACUCGCCGCACGGAGUCCCGGCGCGCAGCAGCUGGGGCGGCCUCAGCGUCGCCUACGAGAUGCAGCAGGACCCCACCAAAUCCAGCGUGAGCUGCCUGCCCGGGACCAGUAAGGAGGGCGGGCUGGCGGUGGCGGGCAUGGCCGGCAUGCCGCCCGUCACGGUGCGCAACAAGAAGCGCGCCGCCAUGGCCUCCUCCGUCGUCACCAUGGCCAGCAACCCCACCACAUCCACUAUACAGUCGGCGGCACAGAGCCUGGCCAGCAUCCGCCGGCAGCCGCAGCCCACACCACCGCCUAUCUACCAGGAGACCAUAAAGGACUCUCCGCCGAGCUCUCCCAGUUCUGAAAGGCCGCUGAAACCUAAGUUGGAGUCAAAGAUGGGCGGCGGGUACUCGGCGCCGCACAUGCUGGGCAACGAGCUGAACCCGGAGAGCGGCGCCGCGGCGCGCCUCCAGGAGCAGCUGAGCGCCGAGCUAGCGGCGCACGCGGCGGGCGGCGCCGGCCUCGACCCGCUAGUGCCGCCACCGCUCAUCAACAAGGCGGCCCCGGGCGCGAGCUCGCGCAGCGGGUCGGGCGCGCAGAGCCUCGACCAGUUGCUGGAGCGGCAGUGGGAGCAAGGCUCGCAGUUCCUCAUGGAGCAGGCGCAACAUUUCGACAUAGCAUCGCUGCUGUCGUGCCUGCACCAGCUGCGCACCGAGAACGUGCGGCUGGAGGAGCACGUAGGCAGCCUGCUGCAGCGCCGCGACCACCUGCUGGCCGUCAACGCGCGCCUCGCCAUCCCGCUCACCGCUGUGCCUACUGGGCCGCCGGAGCCCCGCGGCUGCGCGCGCGAGAAUGGAGGCGCGCGCGCGCCGCCCGCGCCCGUGCGCCCCGCCGAGACCAUCACCUCCGACCGCGGCCAUCAGCUGAUGAUGCGCGAAGUGCAGCAGAAGCCUAGCUGAAAGCAGCCUGGGGGCGGCGAGGGCGGCGACAGCGGCGGUGGCGGCGGCGGCGCGGGCGGCAGCGGCGCGGCGCGCGACCCCGACGCGCUGCGCACCGUGCAGACCUACAUCAUGCUCGAGCAGCGGCGCCGGGCCGACUUCUCCAUCGACGCCAUCCUCAAGUUCGACCACUGAGCCGGCGCCGACGCGACCGACGGCGGGUCACUUAUUAGUUGCCGGUUACUGCAUUACCCGAGUGCGGACGAGUCGCCGCGACGUUAUGUUUCCACCGAACCUGUCCAACAAUACAUACCCAUUAUCAUAUUUAAUUACCAAUUGACGAUCGUUAGUACCCAGCUUGUGGCUAUUAUCAAUUAAAUUUUUCGAUAGUGCGAAACGUGAAAAGACACUAAGAGCUCGGACAAUCGUGUAGCUCUCAAAAAAUGUGAGUAACGUUCCGCGACUCCAGAGUCGCUUCAGCAGAAUCAGUAGUGUGUCGCCGACGCCGACCGGGCCAGUCGUCAACCACUUACACGUGCUAAUUUGGACUUCAUUGCGGACGACUAAACACGAGGACAAUCGCUCUGCGCUGUUUAAUAAUUCCGACUAAUUACAACAAAGGCCAUUGCGUAACAUCAUGCGUUCCUGCAUUACUGCAAUGUAUACUGAAGUUGCGCUUAACACUUCAUAAUAUGAUUAUAUCAAUAGCAUUGUAUAGAUCAAAUAUCUUAAAACUCAUUGGAAUUUAUGUUUAAGACUUUUCUGUAAAUAUUUAGUAAGCGCAGCUACUGUAACACGUUUCAUGGCCAAUGCAGUAUUUUUUGUGAUGUCGUUGUUAAAGUAAAACAUGAUUUGCUUAAUAAGAACUGUUGAAACUUUUGUCUGUUUACAAGAAACUAAAUGAUAAUAAUAACAGCUAUUACUGUAAUAAAUGGUAAAUGUUUGAUGUUACAAUUGAUUGUAUACUCAAUGUUCAGUGUUGUGUUCUUCAAUGUUCUGUAACAUAUCAUAUACAUUCUAAGAUCAUGUUUAAUCAAUGCCAUUGCUCACUAUAACCAAAGAGUUAUUGACUGUAAAAUUAUUGUAAUGUCUGAGAAUAAAUCGAGCCCUGAGUUUGACGGUUGAAUUA